GGCUAUCAUACGAUUCAAACAAACGUCGAGUUUUGUGAUUGCUAUCCCUGCUAAUCUGGAUAUUGUUGUAGUGCAAUGGACUAAAACCAUGUAGCACCUGUAUGAAACGAAGCCUGGAUUGUUUGUACACGCCAACGAGCCUUGAAACCGGGUCGCAGGAGCCUCUUGGGUCGCCGACCAAACGCCGACACGUCGAGAACUCGCCAAGGACAAUCAAGUCUAUCCUUGAGCCCAGCCAGACUCUCGCGACGCACGCUCCGUCUCUAGUUUCGUGGAAUCAACCUACCGAUAGGUCUGCAAUGAGCCUAGCGGAAACCGAACCGCCCGAGUCAAGCCAGAAGAAGCUUGUGGGGACGGGUCGCUAUUUUCUCGGCGGUAAUGAUCGCGAUUUUGACUCCCGUUCUCGGGUUAGCAAUGCUAGCGGGGUUGCGGACGAAGCUGAGAUUGUGUCUUUACCCAGAAUGCUGAUGGACACAACGGGAAGGUUGCGUAAGUAAGACCACACAAAUCACCUGCAAACGAACCGCCUGCCCUAUCUUUUUCUAGACUCAUCACUAUGUUUCUUGUUUGGUACUUCAUAUGUAUGCCUGAACUAUGUUUACAAAGAGGGGCUGAAAAGAAGUGAUA
Molecule: messenger RNA, 627 nt
Organism: Annulohypoxylon truncatum
Lineage: Eukaryota; Fungi; Ascomycota; Sordariomycetes; Xylariales; Hypoxylaceae
Exons: 1
Coding region: 102-497 (131 amino acids)
Source: RefSeq, a predicted model, not a curated record